AAUAAAAAGGAGUACAAGUAUAACUUCUUAAUCAUCUCCACAUAAACAAGAAUCAGCACUCUAAUUCCCGCGCCAACAGGAAACGCCAUUAACAAAAAUGAAGCCAAGUUUCGUGAAAAACAUCUUCCUUCGUCUUCUCAUCUUCUUCAUCUUCCUCUUCCUUUUACGCUUUGCUUACAUCAUCUCCUUCAAUCGCGAUUUCUGCAACCAUUCUUCUUCCUCAAAUUUCUGCUUCUUCUCCAAAACAUCAUCAUCAUCUCUUCAACGACAAUCUUCCCAAAUUACUUUUCUUCCCAAUUUUCGCGGUUCGACUGAAUACGAUUUUUACUCCAAAAUCUUCCAAGAUUUCAUCUUCCAUGGCUUUCUCUCUCCUAAUUCUUCCUCGUUUUCACUCUCUUCAUCCCACGUUAUCGCUCUGAAAGACCUUGGAAUUAAUCAAUCUUUUUCUCUCUCCUCUGGGAUAAUCUCGGCUUCUAAUUUACCCUUUUCCGAUCAAUUUUUCGAUUUUAUGUUUUUCCAUAAAUUCGACCUCCCUUCUUCGAUUCCGGUUCUGGGUUUUGUUGGGGAGAUUGGAAGAACGCUGAAACCAUCUGGGGUUCUUGUAAUUCACAUAGAAACCAAAGACUUUUACGCCUUUCGUUCGGUUCUCAAGCUUUUCGAUUUCUGCAAUUUUGUGGAGGCUCGUGAUAUACCUGGUCCUAGCCCUUCAAUUCCCUCGAUUCGUCAGAUUAUCUUGAAGAAAUCCAGAAAUUCAAUGAAUAAAAUUCACAGAGAAGAUAAUGAAUGCUCUGUUUCUGGGUAUAAAAUUCAAUUGAUCAAGAAUUUAGAACCUCUGAUUGAGAAAGAGCCAUUGAAACCAUGGAGUACACUGAAAAGGAACUUAAAGAAUGUAAAGUAUCUUUCUUCUAUGGUUGAUAUAAGCUUCAAGCCCCGAUACGCUUACAUCGAUGUCGGGGCUCGAAGCUAUGGGUCCAGCAUUGGUAGCUGGUUCAACGAAAGGUACCCAAAACAGAACAAAACAUUCGAGGUUUUCGCAAUUGAAGCCGAUAAAUCUUUCCACAGAGAAUUACAAGCAAAAAAAGGCGUUAAGCUUCUUCCUUAUGCAGCUUGGGUGAGAAAUGAGACACUGUUCUUUGAGAUAAACAGAGAACCCACAAAAACGAUUGAGGUGAACAAAAGAAACAGAGGAAACAGGGGAAUGGGAAGGAUUCAACCGGUGCAAUCAUCGAUAAAUUUCGAGGGAAACGUCGAUAAAAUACGGGGUUUCGAUUUUGCAGAGUGGUUGAAGGGUGAAUUUGAGGAGAGAGAUUUUGUGGUGGUAAAAAUGGAUGUUGAAGGAACAGAGUUUCAAUUGAUUCCAAGGUUGAUAGAAACAGGGGCAAUCUGUUUAAUUGAUGAGAUGUUUUUAGAAUGUCAUUAUAAUAGGUGGCAGAAAUGUUGUCCUGGGAUUAGAAGUCCUAAAUAUGAUAAGACUUAUGAUCAAUGUCUUAAUCUCUUGUCUUCUCUUAGAAAAAGAGGUCUUCUUGUUCAUCAAUGGUGGUAGUAUUGUUUUUAAUUGAGAUUUUUUAGGUCUUAGAUUAGGAAUUAUGAUGUCAUAUUGUUUUACAAAAGUUGUACAGAAUGAGAAUUUUAUUUGUCUUUUC
Molecule: messenger RNA, 1643 nt
Organism: Spinacia oleracea (spinach)
Lineage: Eukaryota; Viridiplantae; Streptophyta; Magnoliopsida; Caryophyllales; Amaranthaceae
Exons: 1
Coding region: 98-1543 (481 amino acids)
Source: RefSeq, a predicted model, not a curated record